GUUUGCUCGGUAGUUUUCCUUCCCAGCCCGACGUCCCUCUCUAUUCUCUCCUCCUGCUCAGACACCACCCCCCGACUUCUCUUUCUUCCCCCAUCUCCCGUCUUUCUCUUGACUGCUCUCUCCUCUCUUCCUCCAUCUCUCUCAAUUCGCUCUAUCUCUUCUCCCCGUUGCGCCGCAGCCUGUCGUGCACAGCCGCUGCCAAGGCCUUGCUCCACAGGCUGAGCCGCCGCAAUUCCUUGCCGUCUUCGGUUGCAGCUUCAUCACGCUGGUAAGUUCCCGUUCUUUUCUCUGUGUGCUCGUAUCUCUCAGCUCUUCUCUGUCUCUGCCCCUGUUUCGUGGCUGCGCCUCCACACAGCUCCUCCCAAGCACGAAUACGCCGCCAAGCCACUCCACCGUGACACUGUAUCAACUUGUCGACACGGAUGCUGCUUUUCCUCGCCGGUGAGUCUCUCUCUCUGCUGCAGCCUCCGCCGCACCCUACUUGGAGUACGUCGCUCCACAUGCCGGGUUCAGCCGCCGCUAAAAUAGUCCGUCUCUCGAGAUGACUUUGAUGGCUGUGACAAUUGAAAUAGAUGGCAUGUGACAUGAUUAUAAUAGAAAGGGAAUCUCUUUCUACCCUGUAGCUGUCACGAAACCCUCUUUCUGGAGCUUUAUGAAUCGCCUGUUUUAGUGAAGUAAUUAAAACAAGGAUGUUUACCAAUGAACAGAGACAAGAAGAGCGAACGGGAAGAUACGGAACUCCAAGGCUGCAAUAUCUUCAAGAAUUGGUAAGCCAGUUUCAGAGUUCUACCGAUGAAGAAACAAAAGAGAAAAUUGGUGCUAACCUGGCAAACUUUGCUUAUGACCCGUACAAUUAUAAAUUCUUGCGCCAGCUCAAUGUUUUGGAGCUUUUUCUUGAUUGCAUAACAGAACCUAAUGAGAAGCUUGUGGAAUUUGGGGCUGGCGGGAUAUGCAAUUCCUGCGCUGAUCCAUUGAAUGCUGAAGUUGUCACUCAGUGUGGUGGGAUUCCUCUUAUUGUUCAAUGUUUAUCAAGCCCUGUUAGAAACACUGUGAACUAUGCACUUGGGAGUCUUUAUUAUCUCUGCAACGCAUCUAACAGGGAAGAAAUUUUAAAGCCGGAAGUGAUCGACCUCAUCAGGAGGUAUGCUGAUGCUGAAGCGGUUAGUGUCAGCUUUAGUAAUUUGGCCAAGGCAUUUUUGGACAAACAUGUUAGAACGAGUGAGACUAAAUAAGCUUGCUCUCCCCUAAUGAAUCUUUCAAUGACACGACAAUCAUAUGGAAGAUUGGUUCUAAAUUCACAAUUAUUUUCCCUUUCUGAUUU
This is a messenger RNA of Carya illinoinensis, 1321 nucleotides long. Its product is annotated as armadillo repeat-containing protein 7. NCBI's taxonomy places the organism in Eukaryota, Viridiplantae, Streptophyta, Magnoliopsida, Fagales, Juglandaceae. The transcript has 8 exons. The record is from RefSeq and is a predicted model, not a curated record. Gene Ontology annotation, molecular function: protein binding. Bases 690 to 1232 code for a protein of 180 amino acids.